GGGAGGUCUUUCAUUGAAAUUCAAGACCGAGGCGCGCAGCGCCGAGGUCUUGAAUUUCAAUGAAAGACCGACCAUGAGGUUGUUAUGUUGUUUAUAUACCGACCACACCCAUUCUCUAUUGUUCUCAAGAGGUUUUGCAGGGUUUUUGACAGUUUUUGUUUGUUAUUUGUCAAGCGAUAAGCGUGCGAGUGAUCAACGUUCAAUUUCGAUCAUUAGGUAAAUGCAUGAGGGUUUACGUAAAGCGCACACAAUGGAUUACCUUAUUUGUCUAUUUGAGAUGUUUUGUUUCGGCCAUUUAAGAGGGAGUGGUGCAGCUUUUGUAGGUGUAAAGUGAUGAAGAAGUAAUGGAGUCCGGCGAUUCGGAUCCAGAAAUGUAUAUUACCCAGUCAAGUACACAGCGAGAAAGAUCUUUCCCUGUACUUGAUGAUUUGUACCAGGAUACAAUUGCGCCAGAUGAAUAUAUUUGGCCUUUUGUUGGGGAAAUAAAGGAAGUCGAAGAGCAACCAAGUGUAACGGAUUUGGAUCGCUUUGGCAAGCCAGUAUGUGAGACAGAAGUUCGGGCAAAGAUAGAUGAUUGUGUGCCAAAAUCAACAAGAUACAAGGAUAAGUGGGCUGUUACGUUGUUUGAGAAUUGGCGAGAACAAAGGAACAUAAAAGUUCGCAGAGUAAACGAAAGAAGUGUUGAUGAUGGGGAUUGUGGCUUAGAAGUUAUAGAAAAUUCCGUUGACGUGAUGUCUGACGAUGAACUAAAUCGGACAUUGGCAUGUUUCAUUUGCGAAGUCAGGAAAAGUGAUGGAAGUAAAUACCCUCCAAACACACUUUAUGGGAUAAUUGCGGCAAUUCAACAUUUUUUGAAAGGGAAGGGAAAACAAGUGAGGUUAUUGAACGACGACAAAUUCGAGUAUUUGCGAAAUGCAUUGGACGCUGUGAUGAAAGAAAGUGCGUCGGCAGGUCUUGGACUUACAAGAAAACAAGGCGAGGUAAUAACAUUGAGAGAAGAAGAACAGCUUUGGGAGAAAGGGGUUCUCGGUGAUUCGCAGCCACAACAACUACUUGACACUUUAGUGUACCUUUUUGGCAUUCAUUUUGCGUUGAGAGGGGGCAAUGAACACAGAAGACUUCGAGCAGAUAAUUCGCAAAUUAUAAAAGGCGUUGACAAGGAAACCGGCUUACAUUACUUAGAAUACCGGGAAGACGUUUCAAAAACAAACGCUGGGGGAAUCAAAGACCGAAAAUUGAAAAGAAAAGUGACACGAGCAUACGAGAAUAAAGAAAAUAAGAAACGGUGUAUUGUUCGUUUGUACGACAAGUAUGUCAGUUUGUGCCCUAGUGUUGGCGCUGAGAGUUCGACGGCAUUUUAUCGUACUGCUCUGAAAUGUCCGAAGCCGAAUUGCUGGUACAGCAGUGUACCUGUGGGGCAUAAUAAACUGGCUUCAACUGUUAAACGAUUAUGCGAGCUGGCGGGUCUUUCUGGCUACAGAACGAAUCAUUCUCUACGAGCAACAGCAGCAACUAGGAUGUACGAUAAGGGGGUUGAUGAGCAGCUUAUAUGUGAAAAGACAGGUCAUCGAAGCGAUGCUGUGAGAGCCUACAAGAGAACUUCAAGUGAACAGCAAGUUGAAGUGUCUGAUAUUUUGUACGGUGUUCAUGCAAGUACGUCCAAGAAAAUUAAGGAAGAAGAACGAUGUGAGACUAAAGACAAGGGAUGUGUGGAAAAUAAAAAAGGCGAAAAUGAGAGUUCAAACGCAAGGAUCAGUGGUGAUAAGUCUUCGAUAAACAUAAAUUUCAGUUUUAUUGUGAAUUAAAUAAUUUUUAAGUUGUUGUGUGGUCGUGUGUAUGUUACGUAUAGUUUAAGCGUGUGUAUGUUAUCAACAUUUAAGUAAAUUUUUGUUGUGUUCCCUGCGUUUGGAUAUUUUAUGGGUAUUUUUGAGUUCAGCUAAUACCAAGUUUUGAUUCGUAAAAGUACAAGUUUUGAAUUGAAUUUCAAGACCUGAACUGGGUCUUGAAUUUGAAUGUAAGACCCGUACCGGGUUUUACAUUUUCAGCCCCGCUCUCCCCUCUAGAAAUCAAAAACCGCGCCCAGCUUUCAGAACGAGGUCUUGAGUGGGAAACCAAAACCGAUUUAGAACAAUAGA
This is a messenger RNA of Dendronephthya gigantea, 2135 nucleotides long. RefSeq lists its product as uncharacterized. Bases 345 to 1805 code for a protein of 486 amino acids. The transcript has 3 exons. Gene Ontology annotation, molecular function: DNA binding. The record is from RefSeq and is a predicted model, not a curated record. NCBI's taxonomy places the organism in Eukaryota, Metazoa, Cnidaria, Anthozoa, Malacalcyonacea, Nephtheidae. Gene Ontology annotation, biological process: DNA recombination; DNA integration.